CUUUUCCCCUUCCCUGGUACAUGGUGCUGGCGCAGCUCCGCCCACACCGGGAGCUGCAGGGUGACCCGCGCAGGUCUCCAGACGAACUAUGCAGGUCUUGGGGAUCUUGAGUCGACGCUUCUUUCCUCUGAGGACGUGGGCCCAUGCUUUGGGGGCCCGGAACGAUGCCCGAGGUUGUGCUCUCCACACAGGUUCACAAAGGUCCCUGGAGGUGGUGGAAAAAACAGAAGAAGAAACUGAAGUAGAACCGGGGGAUGCCCAGAAACGCAGCACGUUCAGCAUUUUUCCUCCAGUUCCAGACCAAGAGAGCUCCUUGACAUGGGGAGGCAAGAAAUAUGAAGAAAUCCCAAUAGCUCACAUUAAGGCAACAUAUAACAACACACACAUCCAGGUGGUCUCUUCCAGGAAUGAGCCAUUUGCCCGAACUUCUUGUGGCACUGAAGGGUUCAAAAAUGCAAAAAAGGCCACAGGGAUUGCAGCACAAACUGCAGGCAUUGCUGCAGCAGUGAAAGCCACAGCGAAGGGAGUGAUCCAUGUCAGAGUGGUGGUGAAAGGCCUGGGACCAGGGCGUUUAGUAAGUGGCUGGUUGUAUUCUUGUUUUUUUCUUUUUUUUUUAUCUUUACAGCAUUUGUUUUUCUGGGCUGAGAGCAGGAGCAUGAGGAGAAACAUAAAACUAAGCUUUCAUGGAAAGCUCAUUUUCUAAAGAUGAGUCUUUUUUUCCUGUGAGCUCCACCAAGCAGGGCUGCCCUUCAGCAAUACUUAAAUUGUAGAAUUACAGGCAGGUACAAGAUGGCAGUGAAUUUGAGGAUAAGAAAUCUUAACAGAAUCCAAAGGGACUUGUCAUCCUCCUGCCUUGGCCAAUAAUCCCACUUAGUAUUUAAAUACUUAUAACUCUUUGAAAAAUAUAGGUUAUUAUAUUGUUUCUCAUAUAUUGUUCUACUCUAGUCAGACCUCUUUUUUGUGUUUUUACAGUCUGCCAUCAAGGGAUUGACCAUGGGGGGCCUGGAGGUGAUCUCAAUCACGGAUAAUACACCCAUCCCACACAAUGGUUGCCGCCCAAAAAAAGCCCGGAGGCUAUGAAGAAAUUAAUUGACUGCCUUGAGACCUGGUUCCAGUUUUCACCUUUAGAUUGACUUCAGAUCAAUGCAGAGCUGUUCCCAUUGGACAGAACUCAGGAAACAUAAGUCAAGGAUUCAAUGAAGGCAAAAACAAGAUGAUUUUCUCCUUUGUUUAGUAAUAUAUAUGAGUGCAUAUUUUUUAAGUAUGCAAAAUUAACCAGUGCUUAUUACUGUGAAACAGUGCCUCUUUGGACAGGAGGGGGUGCUACAAGUACACUUCUGGCAAGUGUGAUCAGCUCCACAGCACUGACAAAAUAAAAUCGAUCUCGCCA
Monodelphis domestica (gray short-tailed opossum) is the source of this 1390-nucleotide messenger RNA. The record is from RefSeq and is a predicted model, not a curated record. NCBI's taxonomy places the organism in Eukaryota, Metazoa, Chordata, Mammalia, Didelphimorphia, Didelphidae.